Hemibagrus wyckioides is the source of this 967-nucleotide messenger RNA. RefSeq names its product C-type mannose receptor 2-like. Lineage: Eukaryota; Metazoa; Chordata; Actinopteri; Siluriformes; Bagridae. The transcript is spliced from 2 exons. The coding region runs from base 4 to 735 and encodes 243 amino acids. The record is from RefSeq and is a predicted model, not a curated record.
AAGAUGAAGGUUGUUCACACCGUCCUGCUCUUUGCAGCUCUAACAGAAGCAGCUACUUGUCUGUUCACUAAAAGGUACACUUUUGUGAACAGUGCUCUGAAUUGGAACAGCGCUCUGAAAUUAUGCAGGAAACAUUUUCUGGACCUGGUGAGCAUCAACUCGCAGACAGAUCUAAUUAAUAUUAGCGAGAAUCCUAAUAUUGCUCAAAGGUGGAUCGGCCUGAGCAGGAGCCUGCAGGAGACUAACUUUACCCAGUGGUCUGAUGGAAGCAAUGUAGAAUUUACGAAUUGGAAAUCUGGUGAGCCGAAGAAUUCGAACAAUUACCUUUGUGUGACUUUGUACGAAUCUACGUUUGCUGUUGAAAAUUGUUCAAAGUCUCUGCCGUUCAUCUGCUACAAAUGGAUUCCUCAGAUAAUCAUGGUGCAGGAGAUGAUGAACUGGGAAGAUGCGCUGAAUUACUGCAGAACGCACUAUAAUGACCUGGUAAGCCUGAGCACCAACGAUGAUCUGAUUGCAAUCAAGAAAACGAACCUGACUAAUCCGUCACCGAGUCUCUGGACAGGCUUACGCUUCGUGAAUGGUCUAUGGUUCUGGGUGAACCAGGAACCUCUGGGGAGCCUGGUCUCGAUGUCCUCAUGCCCCAUCAGACCAUUCCAUUGUGGAGCCCUGAAAGCUGAUGGUUAUAUUUCGGAGAGCAGAAACUGCAGUGAUAAAAUGGCCUUCAUUUGCUACUAACAAAAAGGGCGUAGCGCUUUACUGCAACCAAAAACAGGACAAAAUGGAAAAAGAAAGGAAAAAGAGUGUGAAGUGUGAUGUACAUCAUUGGAUAUUAUUAAUAUAUUCUCUGUCCUUUAAUAUAAUCAUUCUCUAGAAAUAAGCUAUAAGCACAUUUAAUCAUUUCUGCUUUAGAUUUUUAGUUUAAUAUAGUCUAAACGAAUUCACUAGAAAUGUUUGCCUUUUAUGAUGA